GCACUCUGACAUCACUUUAGGAUCUGAUGCUCUGGAACUCUCCACUGACUCCAGCAGCUUCUCCAACACCUGAGCAGCCCUGUGUCUAACAGAGAGGAGAUGAUGAAAGCGUCUGAUUGGCUGAUGGCACUGCUGCUGCUACAAAGGAGGAGCUCACCUACAAAGGUGUGAAGAGACAGUGAGGAUGACUAUAAGAAGAUGAUGAGGACGAUGAAGCUGGGGCUCUGGUGCGCCCUCUGCUGGGCUUAACUAUGAGUUAAUUGAGUGUUUUUUAUUUAUUUUUUUAAUGCUUGUUGUGACAGUAGGUUCUGGUUCUGUGGUUCUGGUACUGUAGGUGUAUUAGGAGUGUUCAGGUGGGAAUGGACUGAUGUAAAACCCACCAUGAGCUCCACCUUCUCCCACCCAUACUGCCACCUCAGCCAGAGCAGCCUGCACUGCGCCAUGUCUCCGCCUGGUGGCCACCCUGAUAACCGCCUCCACGCCCAGCUUCGCUCCCUCCCCCUGCUGCUGUACCCAGGAAGGGUCCAGGCCGGACUCUACAACGGCCCCUACCUGCCCUACCUGGGGCCCCUGUACGAGUGUCCCUUCGAACCCGCCUUCAUCCAGAAGCGAAACGAGCGCGAGCGGCAGCGGGUGAAGUGCGUCAACCAGGGUUAUGCCAAGCUCCGAGACCACCUGCCGGGCGGGACCGCCGACAAGCGCAUGAGCAAAGUAGAGACACUGAGGGCCGCCAUUCGCUACAUCAAGCACCUGCAGAGGCUGGUGGAGGAGCGGGAGGAGGGCCGGGGUCACGACAGGUCAGACAUCGCAGAAGGUAGCGACGGAGAAGCUCCACCCACAAUCUCUUCGCUUGAGCUCCAAAGCAAGGCCACUGGGAGCUAGAUGUGUGAACUGGGCUUGGAUUCGGCCCUCACUGAACUUUAGUCCAAAUAUUUACAAUAAACUUUUAAUAAACCCCCAAGCACACACCUGAGCUGUACAGGUGUUCACCAGUACAUGUGAAUUUCAAUUGUUACAGCGAGGUAAAACACACAUGGGCAAUGUAACACCUGUACUACAUUGGUAUACACUUGAACCUAGUUGAACAACACACAAAGAAGAAGCUAUCAAUAACAAUAAUGUGGAGAAGCUCCACCUACAAGCCCUUUAAGGCCACUGGAAGCUAUAUAUGUAAUCUGGGCUUGGAUUCGGCCCUCAUUGAAUUUCAGAACAAACCGAGUUCAACAUUUUUCAACAACAUUUGCGGGCAUAAUCAACAACCCUACAAACUCUAAUGCCGUUUUCACACCUGUGCUUAGUUUUUUAUGGUCAGAAUCAGUUGAUGAGUUUGUUUAUUUGGACGUUUUUUCCCCCUUUGGUUUGGUUUGGUUUCACACAGGCAUAAAACCUAAACUCACUAAAAUAUGCACCAAUAAACCAUGCAAGGACAUCAUCUUCUCUGAUUGGUCAAAGCUGUCUGUGCGGGAGUUAAAAAGUAAAUAUAGUGAGAAGAUCUGUACAUCUGUAUAUCUGUGCAGUGUAAAGCUGCUUUAAGACUGAACACGGAAACACUCCUUUUUCAAACUGUGUUUUCAAAUCACAGCUGCACAGCAAUGAACACAGCACAGACCUUGUGCGUAAACAGCAUGGAGCAGCAGAGACAGCGUUUGUUCGUAGCUGUGGUAAUUAGCGUUAUCUGGCUAAUAUAUCAGACCUUCUCUAGCAGGUCUUGAUCACACCUGCUCGGUCAAACCGCAUUAAGGAUACAAAUACUGCUGGUGUGAAAACGCUUUAAGAAAUGUUAUUAAUACAGUAACACCUGAAUCAGGAAGCAUACCUGAAUCAAGCAAUUUACCUGAGCCAGGUAACACACAUGAGCAAUGUCAAAAAUAAAUAAAUAAGCAGUGUUGUGCUAAAGUCUGGCUCUCCUUGGUGAUGUGCAGAAGCGUCACGCAGCAGUAUGGGUACUAUAGAUUACGGUGCUGGUGAUUCUGUAUCUACUGUAACUGUAGAUUAACCCUUAUUUAUAAACAGAAAUAAAAUAAUUCUGAAAUGAAUAAAAAAAUAAUAAAGACUAACUGGAUUAAUUAUACAGAAUACAAUUAAGAAACACACAAACCUUCAGAUGUGAAAACACCUUCUCGUUUCUGGACGUCCGUAGUUGUUCAGAGUUCUGUGGGACCAUUGCUGUAGUGCACUAUUGAAGACUGUGGGGCUGUGAGGGUGUUGGGGGUGUAUAUGAACAUGAACAGGUGCUGUAAAGACAGCAGAUGGAAGCUCAUCACCGCAGGAACUCUCUGGAUGUGUUAUUGGAUGUGACUUUACACCCUGUAUCUGUUUUUAUUUUUGUCUGUUUUAGUGUUUUUUAUAAUAAAGUAAUAUAA
Molecule: messenger RNA, 2363 nt
Organism: Astyanax mexicanus (Mexican tetra)
Lineage: Eukaryota; Metazoa; Chordata; Actinopteri; Characiformes; Acestrorhamphidae
Product: achaete-scute homolog 5-like
Exons: 2
Coding region: 382-882 (166 amino acids)
Biological process (GO): regulation of transcription by RNA polymerase II; developmental process
Molecular function (GO): DNA-binding transcription factor activity, RNA polymerase II-specific; protein dimerization activity; RNA polymerase II transcription regulatory region sequence-specific DNA binding
Source: RefSeq, a predicted model, not a curated record